AUGCUCCCAGCAGCCGGCGCGCAGGCUAUUCCCGGAGGGCAAUCUGGAAUGCCAGGCAACGAGAUGCGGAUCCCGGGUUUUUGGAAGUACGUCGAUGUAUUUUGGGGACAUGCCACCGCCGAACGAUGGGAAAAGGCGGUCUUUAAUAAUCCAAAUGAUCCCGAGGCUCCUGUCAAUGAUUGCACCAACAUGAUCUGUCUUCGAAAGGACCUUCGCGCGGCUUGGCUGGAUGCACUCUUCGCCCUCCGCCCCGUUUCCCUCUCCAACGACAAGACCGAAAUGGUGAUCGAGUCGUACUGGCAACCGCAGUACACACACAGGCCGUUUGAGACCAUCCCGAUCACCACAGCAGCUCUGUCUUCCGAAAGCUCCAUUGGCGUGAUCGGAAUGGCUGUGAUGGUGGGAGAAGGAGACCAAAGACGGCCCAUCGAGUCGGGUUACCGAUUCAAGAUGACUACCCAUACAGCUACGGGCAUCCGCGAUACGUCGAGGAAGGUAUUGUGGUGA
Molecule: messenger RNA, 507 nt
Organism: Penicillium bovifimosum
Lineage: Eukaryota; Fungi; Ascomycota; Eurotiomycetes; Eurotiales; Aspergillaceae
Exons: 2
Coding region: 1-507 (168 amino acids)
Source: RefSeq, a predicted model, not a curated record